UAAGGAUUUUUGUAACCACAAAUUGUUGGCAACACCGUCGCCAUUUUGUAUUGGUGUUUGGAACACGAAGAUGCUGUUCGCCUCGAUAUUUUCCGUGAACUGAACAUCCAAGCGUAGCAUUUGCCCCGUACCUGGAAAAAUGACGCAGUUCCUGCCGCCGAAUUUGUUAGCCCUUUUUGCUCCGCGGGAUCCUAUACCGUAUUUACCACCCGCCAGCAAGCUCCCGCACGAGAAGAAGAAUGGAGGCUAUAUCGGCGUUGGAGCAUUCCUUAAAUAUUUUGAGAAUCCCAAAGACACUCCACCACCGGUUCGCGUGGAGACCAGGGAGGAACGUCUUGAACGACGUAGAAGGGAACGAGCCGAGCAAGUGGCAUAUAAGCUAGAACAAGAGAUAGCUGUUUGGGAUCCUGCUGGCAUUCCUAAUGUAACUGCGGAUCCUUUCAAGACGCUCUUUGUAGCUCGAAUAAACUAUGAUACAUCAGAAUCCAAACUUAGGAGGGAAUUUGAAGUCUAUGGCCCAGUGAAAAAGAUAGUGGUAAUUCACAAUACAAUAAACGGCAAGCCUAGAGGAUAUGCUUUCAUUGAGUAUGAGCAUGAAAGAGAUAUGCACUCGUGGUGGCCGCUGCCGGCAACUAGUGCCGUUCACUAUUCCAUGCAAUCCCUGAACCUGCCUGAUAUGAUAGCUGCUUAUAAGCAUGCGGAUGGUAAGAAAAUAGAUGGUCGCAGAGUGUUGGUCGACGUGGAACGGGCUAGGACCGUGAAGGGAUGGCUUCCGCGGAGACUCGGCGGUGGUCUUGGUGGAACGCGAAGGGGCGGGCCUGAUGUGAAUAUUAAACACUCUGGCCGAGAAGAUAAUGAAAGAGAACGGGAGCGGUAUCGAUUGGAACGGGAGAGGGAGACUUCUGGACGCCUCGAUAGAGAUAGAGAUCGCGAUCGUUUGGACAGAGAACGUAGAAGAUCGCGUGAGCGUAAAAGAAGGUCGAGAACUAGGUCGCGUGAUCGAAAACGAAGACGAAGCCGUGAACGUUUACCGGAUCCUGACAUCGAAGAGAUACAAAGAGACGAACGACCCCGCGAUAGGAGAGACCGUGACCGUGACCGUGACCGCGACCGUGAUCGUAAGAGGAGGCGUUCCAGGAGUAACGAACGCGAUCGUGAUAGGGAUCGCAAGAGGGACAAACGCGAUCGUGACCGUGAACGUAGAGAUAGAAAAGAUCGAGGCGAUCGUCAGGAUGAGGAUACGAAAGAAAUCCGUAUUAAAGAAGAACCUUUGGACGAUUAUCCUGACUACAGUAAUACCUUCCAAUCGUCUGGAUCUUACUUCACCGCUGUAAAAUACGAAGACGACAAUGAGCAAGAAGUGGAAGAAAAAUACAGGAUUCCAGAAGGUCGUCCAGAUCCCCCUCCCUACAAUAAUUACGACUCCGUACAGGAUUAUUGAUCUCGAUAAUACUUUCCGUAACAUUCUUUUUCGUUACCACGCACGAUGAAUUUAAUGCAAUUAUUAAUAACGUACUGUAUUUCCUAUUGUUGUUAGUGAGUGUAGUACCGAAUCGAUCGUAUCGAGUAUCUAGUCGUUGUACUUCGCAGCGACCGGGUAUUCAUUAAGGAUAUUGCAAGGUAAGCAGGUCUGGACUACUGAUUUCUAUGCAGUUAUUUCUACCCCGGUUGAAUUCGAAACGGAAUUUUGUAUAUUUAUGAUUGGCACGAAGGUGGUAACCCCCGGAAAAAUCAAUUUAGACGCUUUGAAUAUUAUUAGAAAUACAUUUGCGAAUAAUUAUUGAAUUUCAUCGUAGCAGUCUAUGUGAAACCUCGCAAUAUGGAAAAGAAAGGUCCAUACAAACAAGUUCGGCCACUUUAUUUCCAUUGGUACAUUUCAAUUUCAACAAACUCUGUAUGUGUACAUAAGUCCUAUACAAACGUAUUACACGAAUUCUUCAAUUCUCUCAUGACUGCUGCAUGUAUAUUUAUAUAUACGAAUAAAAUAAACUACACAAUUAAUUUGUUAGCCAG
Dufourea novaeangliae is the source of this 2013-nucleotide messenger RNA. It is a transcript of the gene snRNP-U1-70K, whose product is annotated as U1 small nuclear ribonucleoprotein 70 kDa-like. NCBI's taxonomy places the organism in Eukaryota, Metazoa, Arthropoda, Insecta, Hymenoptera, Halictidae. Gene Ontology annotation, molecular function: mRNA binding; U1 snRNA binding. The record is from RefSeq and is a predicted model, not a curated record. Gene Ontology annotation, cellular component: precatalytic spliceosome; U1 snRNP; U2-type prespliceosome. Gene Ontology annotation, biological process: mRNA splicing, via spliceosome.